Molecule: messenger RNA, 3130 nt
Organism: Vicia villosa (hairy vetch)
Lineage: Eukaryota; Viridiplantae; Streptophyta; Magnoliopsida; Fabales; Fabaceae
Product: receptor-like serine/threonine-protein kinase ALE2
Exons: 9
Coding region: 346-2925 (859 amino acids)
Biological process (GO): protein phosphorylation
Molecular function (GO): protein kinase activity; ATP binding
Source: RefSeq, a predicted model, not a curated record
CAUAUUACAUAUGCACACAAACCCCACCAACUCUACUCAAGAGUUACUGAUCUUUGAUGCUUAAAGUGUUCUACCCUUGUACUUUUCUCUUUCAUUUUCCUUUUCUUUGAAUAACAAUGAUCACAGUACUUUCACAGUUCUCAUGUCUUCAAACUUUAGUUUUGAAAAAACUGAUGAAACAUUGGUGUUCAAAAACUUAGGUUUAUGUUUUACUGUCACAUGCAUUAAUGUUUUGUUUCACAUGAUUCUGUUUCUACUGAAGUUACUUCAAUUUGUUCUGUCAUUGGAUUUUUUUGUGAAAGCUGAGAGGUUUUUUCAGUUGAUCUAGCUUUCAUUGAGCAGAAAAUGGAACUGUUGCUAAUUUUGCUGCUAUUUAAGGUGCAUUUUGGACUCAGUGCUCAACAGGUUCAUGAAUAUUCAGACUCCAACCUACUACAUUUCAGAUUCAGUGGUCAUUUAAGUAUUGCAGUGCCACCAACAGUAUCAUCUUAUGUUCCUUCAAGUAUUGCGCAACCACCUGCCAAGUCAUUGUCGGGCGUUCCUGCAAGUAUUGCAUUUCCACCCUCCAAGUCAAAUGUCAGAGCUCCUACAAAGAAACCGAAACAUGGUUCUUUGGAUUCUCCAAUAUCACAUCAUAAACAUCACUAUACCGGUAAAAAGAACCGUAAUCCAACUCUAGGACCGACCUCCACAAUCCAAGCUCCUGCUUACAGCAAUCAAGGUCCUUCAUACCUCAAACCACAUCCUCCUUUCUCUUCACCAAACACCAAGUUUAUCCAAGCACCUGUGCCUGCACCUGCACCAUCACCGGCUUUUCGGUCAGGCCAUCUAGAUGUUCCGUCUCUUCCACCUAGAAUUUCACCUAUAGGUUCAUCCUUGAACAAGAUUAAGACUCCACCGCCAACAUAUGCAUUGGUUCUUCCCCCUCCACCUCCUAAUAAAGAUUGCUUAUCCGUCACUUGCUCAGAGCCGUUAACAUACACACCUCCUGGUUCACCUUGUGGUUGUGUAUGGCCUCUUCAAGUUAAAAUCCGUGUCAGCAUUGCAACAUACAAGUGUUUUCCUCUGGUUUCAAAGCUAGCUUAUGAAAUUGCAGCGAGUGCUAUGCUGAACCAUACGCAAGUUCGUAUCGUGGGAGCUGAUGCAGCUAAUCAACAACUAGAGAAAACCGAUAUUAUCAUUAACAUGGUACCAAAAGGAGUAAAAUUUGAUGAUACCGUGGCAUUAUUAAUAUACAAGAAAUUCUGGCACAAGGAGAUUCUAAUAGAUGGUUCCCUCUUUGGUGCUUAUGAAGUACUCUAUGUUCAUUAUCCAGGUCUUCCACCUUCACCACCUUCAAAUCCCUCGGGUGUUUCUAGUAUAGAUGAUGGACCGAAUCAAGGUCGUGACAACAAUGGAAUGAUGAUGAAACCUUUAGGAGUAGCUAUACCAAAGAAAAAGGAAGAAGGGAGCAACGGAAGAAUGGUUUUUAUAAUUGCGCUGUCAUCAGUUACCGCUUUUGUACUGUUCCUUGGACUUGCUUGGCUUUGUCUGUUGAAAUACAGUUCUUGUAUUCAUCAACAUGAAAAAGCUUCAGAUAACUUAAUGUCAUCCUCUUCAAAACACUUAAGGGCAACCGGGCCAUUAAAUCAUGGGAUUGUGUCAGGAUCUGGAUCACGUUCCUUCGGUUCGGGAACAAUAGCAUUUACAAGAUCUGCCAAGAAUUUUUCCUUGAUUGACUUAGAGAAAGCAACAAAUAACUUUGACUCUUCUAGAAUAUUAGGAGAAGGUGGCUUUGGACUUGUUUACAAAGGUGUUCUGAAUGAUGGGAGGGAUGUAGCAGUAAAGGUUCUCAAAAGAGAUGAUCAGCGUGGUGGCCGUGAAUUCUUGGCAGAAGUUGAGAUGCUUGGCCGCCUACACCAUAGAAAUUUAGUUAAACUGAUAGGUAUAUGCAUAGAGAAAAGGACUCGUUGCCUAGUGUAUGAACUUGUCCCUAAUGGAAGUGUGGAAUCCCAUUUGCAUGGUGCUGACAAGGAAAGUGAUCCAUUGGAUUGGAGCGCCCGGAUGAAGAUUGCUCUUGGUGCAGCUCGGGGAUUGGCUUAUCUGCAUGAAGAUUCCAAUCCGUAUGUCAUACACCGGGACUUCAAGUCCAGUAACAUCUUAUUGGAACAUGAUUUUACACCCAAGGUUUCGGAUUUUGGAUUGGCUAGAACAGCACUGGAAGAGGGAAACAAGCACAUCUCCACACAUGUCAUGGGUACAUUCGGGUACUUGGCUCCUGAAUACGCAAUGACUGGCCAUCUUCUCGUCAAAAGUGAUGUUUAUAGUUAUGGAGUUGUGCUCCUUGAGCUCCUAACCGGUAGAAAGCCUGUUGAUUUGUCACAACCGCCAGGUCAAGAAAAUCUCGUGACUUGGGUCCGUCCACUUCUCACAAGUAACGAAGGUUUGCAAACAAUCAUAGACCCAGAUGUAAAGCCAAAUGUGUCUAUCGAUACAGUGGUAAAAGUUGCAGCAAUUGCAUCCAUGUGCGUGCAACCAGAAGUAUCUCAACGACCUUUCAUGGGAGAAGUUGUUCAAGCCUUGCAGCUUGUAUGCAGUGAGUUUGAGGAAACAAACUAUAUAAAAUCAAUUAACUUUCACGAAGACGAUCUUGCAAUAACUAAGUUGGAAGGGAAGUUUUUGGAGGUUUCAGACGAGAGAGUGGAGUUUUCGGAGUGUCAAAAAUCACUUUAUGGCUAUCAAUCUGGUGAAGAAAAUGUAAGAUUAUCAGCUUCAGAGCUGCUUAGCACUUCAGGCCGGGAAUUUGAGUCAUUCAGGAGGAAAUCAACUUCGGGGCCUAUUACCACCGAGAAGAAAAGACAUUUCUGGCAAAAUUUGAGAGGUUUGUCUAAAGGUAGCACAAGCGAUCAUGGAUUUUCAAAUAAACUAUGGCCUGGAUCCCAUUAAGCUUUCGCCACUUCUUAAAACAAAUCAUGAUGUUUAUCUUUCUUCUUGUUAUAAAAAAAUGGAUUUUUUUUCAUGCUCAACACCAAUAAACUUGUGUCCUUUGUAUAAGCUAUUUUAUGUUACCAUUGAAAUAUAGAAAUUUAAGGUGUAUCAUGUAUUUUCUCAGCUCCUAAAGUAAUAUAGUCAGAUAUGAAACACUUUCACA